Messenger RNA from Cololabis saira (Pacific saury), 2475 nucleotides. It is a transcript of the gene mars2, whose product is annotated as methionyl-tRNA synthetase 2, mitochondrial. Bases 1 to 1779 code for a protein of 592 amino acids. The record is from RefSeq and is a predicted model, not a curated record. NCBI's taxonomy places the organism in Eukaryota, Metazoa, Chordata, Actinopteri, Beloniformes, Belonidae. Gene Ontology annotation, biological process: methionyl-tRNA aminoacylation. Gene Ontology annotation, molecular function: methionine-tRNA ligase activity; ATP binding. The transcript is spliced from 3 exons.
AUGAGGCUGCCGUUUUUUCCCGUUACCAGAGGCUGCAGGACUGUGGUUGCACUCAGACAAACUCCGUUUUUGUCUCCAAGACUGAAGAGCACUGCUUUGAGCUCCAGGGACAGCCAUUUGCACGAAGACAAGAGUUUCUUUAUAACGACUCCCAUCUUCUAUGUGAACGCGUCCCCUCAUUUAGGACACUUGUACUCAGCUGUCAUAGCUGACUGCGUGCAUAGAUGUAAACUACUUCAGGGAUUUAACUCCAGAUUUGCAACUGGAACAGAUGAACAUGGCUUGAAAAUCCAGCAAGCUGCUGAAGCUGCAGGAAAGGAUCCCGUAAACUUCUGCAGUGAUGUGUCUGAAAGAUUCCGGGGUCUCUUCAGGAGCUGCAACAUCUCACACACAGACUACAUCAGAACCACCGAGCAGAGACACCGGCGAGCUGUGGAGCAUUUCUGGGUGGAGCUGUGGAACAAAGGACUCAUUUACAAGGGCUGCUAUGAAGGCUGGUACUCCACACAAGAUGAAAGCUUCCUCAUGCCGUCGCAGGUUGGCGAUGCUCUGGACUCAGGAGGAAAGGAGAUCAAAGUCUCACUGGAGAGUGGACACAAGGUGGAGUGGGUGAAAGAAGAGAACUACAUGUUUCGCUUGUCUGCAUUUCGGUCUCAGCUGCUCGACUGGUUGAGAGGAAAUCCCGGCGUUAUACAGCCCAAGCGCUUCCACCAGGCGGUUCUGCUGUGGCUGCAGGAAGACCUACCCGACCUCUCCGUGUCCCGUCAGAGAAGUCGUCUUCAGUGGGGCAUCCCGGUUCCGGGAGAUGCUGAACAAACCAUCUACGUGUGGCUGGACGCCCUUGUGAAUUAUCUCACUGUAGCUGGCUAUCCCGACGGACACGACCGAUGGUGGCACGCGGCCCACCACGUCAUAGGAAAGGACAUCUUAAAGUUUCAUGCCAUCUACUGGCCAGCUUUUCUCCUUGGAGCUGGACUGCCACUCCCUCAAGUGAUUCAUGUACACUCACACUGGACAGUGGCAGGAAAGAAGAUGUCUAAAAGUUUGGGUAAUGUUGUUGAUCCUCUCGAACAUUCGCGGAUGUUUACAACUGAUGGUAUGAGGUACUUUCUGCUGCGUCAGGGCGUUCCAGACUCGGAUUGUGAUUACACAGUUGACAAGGUCAUAAAGCUCCUCAACGCAGAGCUGGCAGACUCCUUGGGUGGUCUGCUGAACCGGUGCACCGCUCCGGCUCUCAACCAAGCUCAGGUUUACCCCUCUUUCUGCUCCCAGUCCUUCCCACAAGAACAUGGAGGCAGAGCUGUUUCCGAAGACUACCGCAUGUUGGAUGCAGUGAGAAGUUUACCAGGUGUGGUUGUAAAGCACUACGAGAGCUUGCACGUGUACAAAGCUCUGGAAGCCAUCGGCGCCUGCGUGAGACAGACUAAUGGGUUUGUCCAGCGCCACACUCCUUGGAAGCUGGACAGGAGGGACGAUGGAGACCAGCGUUGGCUGGACACCAUCAUGCACGUCUCCCUUGAAUGUCUGAGAAUUUAUGGCACGCUCCUCCAGCCGGUGGUGCCACAGAUAUCCAGCAAGCUGCUAACUAGAAUUGGAGUGCAACCAGGUGAGAGGAGCUGGGGAGCUCUGGACUUCCUGCCCAGGUAUCGGGGACUGGACUGUCCCUUUGAAGGGAGACCACUAGGAUCUGACUCUGGAGUCCUUUUUAGCCGCUUGGAAAGCCAGGACGUAGAUGGACAAAAACAGAAGAAAACAAAAAAAUGUGCCCAUUUGAGAUGAGUGUUUCACCGACAUCUCUGUCAUGGUUAGGAUUGUAUCCACUAACUUUUGCCUGUAGGUGAUGAUGCAAACCAGCCCUGAGCCUGUUACCUACACAUCUGACUGGGAGUCAGUUGUCAGACAUUGAAUCUUUUUUUUCUACUGUCAUGAAAUCAUCCCUUAUGCCUGCAAAAGUUAGCACUGCUCAACGAUAAUGGAAUGACUCACCAUCCGUAAACAUGUGCUACAUACAGGGCCGUCUAACUCAAAAAUAAAAAUAUACCCCAAAUAUAAGAGAACAUCUGCCCGUCAAUACAUUUUUAACAUAAGAAGUCUACAUUAAAAAAAAAAAGGUGCUUAAAUUUUAGAGCCAUUUCUGUUUCAGGGUUCAGAUGGUAAAUAAUCCAUUUUUGGUUUAAGUGAGACUUUCCCGGAGCUCAAUGAGUCUUCUCUUCGGUAAACAUUCUCCUCCCAACUUGGACAUAAAUGUAAAGCUCCCUCGCUCUACACUGUUACAGACUCGCACUGCUGUGCAUCGUACUGGGACGGAUUCUUUUUCCUCUGAAUCUGGAGAGGCAGCCAACACAAGUGCAAGACAUAAAAACUGACAUGUUUUCUUUUAAUGAGAAAUACACAAAACUGAAAAAACUGUAUAAAUUGAAAUAAAAUUAAAAAAUAAAAACAGAAAUUGCAUUAUUCUUAUAAUUUGUGUUUUUU